Molecule: messenger RNA, 255 nt
Organism: Microthlaspi erraticum
Lineage: Eukaryota; Viridiplantae; Streptophyta; Magnoliopsida; Brassicales; Brassicaceae
Source: the annotation of a GenBank genome assembly
AUGACAGCAGCAACAGCCGCGGUGAAGGAAUCGUCGGCGGAGAAAGACGGCGGAUCUGAGCCAAGAGAAGGAGUCCCAUCUGUGAUAAAGUUGGAGACUUUCACAGGUUUUGGAAUCAGAUCCGGCGAAGAAAGUUCGAUUCCAGAAUAUAAUAGUAAUUAUGGGGAAGAGAGGGAGAAGAAGAAGAAGAAGAGAGAAAGUUUCUGCAAAUUCUGGUGGCCUGAGAAUGAUGUAGACAAAAGUUUACAAUGUUAA